AUGGCGGAUUCAUCUGAAACGAUUAAUAUUGAUAAUAUUGUUCGUAUCUUUCAAGAAAAUAACAACAGAAAAGAUCAAAAUGAAUCAUCUAUUAAAUCUGAGCAUCAUGAUCAAUGGAUUACAAAUUCAAUAUCCUUCCGACAAAUUACUCACGAUAUUUCAAAAUUACCGAUAGUAUCAACUGUUCCAAAAGAAAAUCCGUCCGAAUCUAAUUCAGUUGUUAAUCAAGAAUCAGAAGAUCCUACGAUUGAAAAAGAUUUACGUGAAAUAAAAUUAUAUUCUGCAGCACAAUUUCGUUCACAUAUUAAUCGAAUAUAUCCAUUUCAUUUGGAUUAUUUUACGGAUAAAUUAUCAACACUUGAUUUUGAUCAACAACGAAUGGGUUUAUAUGUUUUCUAUGAUAUUAAUAAUGGAUAUUUAAUUAAUGAUGUCGAAAAAGAAUCACAGAAGAAAACAAGUCGAGGAAAAAAUAUGAAAAGAAUGAAUGGAUUAUUACUAAAUGAACAUCGAAUGUUUAAUCAAUUUGCCAAAGAAUAUGCAACUAAACAUUUAACUAGAGAUUAUGAAUCAAUUAAACCAUUUAUUAAAAAAUUUAUGCAGACAUGGUUACAACAUAAAACAGAUCUAUUACUUAAACGAACAAGUUCGCUCGACCAAUUAUAUUCACAUCAUAUGACUAUUCCAUUGAAUUCAUAUGAUUCAUUAACGCCUGUUACAUUCGUCAAUCUAUCAACUGUUUUACGUUUGGGUACAAUACCUCUAUUAACUAUUCCAGAGAAUAUUGAAAAACUCAAUGUUAAAUGUAGUGACAAUCAUGAUCGAGUUAUAACAAAUCGUUUUAAUCCACAGUAUCGAUUAACUAAUUUAGUUGAUGAUCCAAAUCUUCUUGCUAUACUAUCACAACAUCCAUCGAUCGAUGUUGUUCUAUCAAAAUCAAGUUUCUAUCUGUUAACUGAAUUGUUUUCUACAUCUUCAUCAGCAUCACCUAUGACUCUACCAGUAUCAAUUCGAGAAUUUCAAUUUGAAACAUUAGAUAAUCCGAAUUUAACUAAGAAAAAAGUUAUUUUUAUUGAUAAACCAUUACGUCAACGUGUUUAUACAAAACGUGAAUUAAAUAGUAAAUAUUUUCAACGAUCAUUUCGUUCAUUAUUAUUAUCAACAACUGGAGGAAAACGAGAAACAACUGAUAAUCCAUUUAUUUAUACUAGUUUUAAUAAUAAAACCGAAUUUCAGAUAACGGAAAUAAAAACUAAAACUAAUGAACAAUCAUCAGUUAAACCAACGGAGAAACAAGAAGAAAAAGAAAUAACAGAUGAUGAUGAUGAUGAUGACGAUGAAGGUGCAAUGAUUAUUGAUACAGAUGGUGAUAUUGAACAACAACAAAAAUUAUUUAUUAAAUCCAAACAAAAAAUAAUUAAUUCAGCACCUAUUCUUCAAGACCGAGAAACUAAUAAUUCAGACAAUUCAACAAAUGAUCUUGAAAAUGGACCAGUACCUAUUGUUAGUUCUGUUAAACUUGCAACACCUAUUCAAGGUAAUUACGAGUAUUGUUUAUGGCAAUUAGGUACACUUCAAAUAUUAAUACGUUCAAGUCAUCAUGGAUAUUGUCAAAAUAAUCUUUCAAAUAAUACUGAUGAUGAAUUAGUAACAUGUUAUUCAAAACUUGAAUAUCAACCACAAUUUGGUUUAGAACAAAUUACAGAUAAAGAAUAUCGAUUAAUUUGGUUUGAAUCUUAUUUAAGACAUGGAGCAAGUGUUUUAUUAGGACGAAUCAAUGUUUUUACUCAACAAUUACUCAGAGUAGAAAAAAUGACAUAUGAAAAUAUUGAUCAAAAUCUUAAAGAAUGUCAGAUUGAUAUGUUAAAAGCAAUAACGAAAAUAUAUGGAUUAUUAUAUGGUUUACAAAGUUUAGAGCCAAAAAAAUAUUUAUUAUCAUGUCCAUUGAAUGAAGAUAAACUUUAUCUUUAUCAAACAGCAUCCAACGAAUCAAAUGAAAAAACAUUCGAUCUUCAUUCUGAACCAUUUGAAUCAAAUGCUCUUCUCGUUGAAUCUGAUUGUCUUACUGUACCAUGGAUUCCUUUAACGCCAUCUCUACUACUACCAUACCAUGUUGAUUUCGAACGUAUACCAUUAACAUUUUGUCCACGAAAUAAACGUUGUUUUGAUAUUGAUAUAACAAUUCCAGCAAAUCGAAAACGUCGAAAUAUUGUUAAACAAGAAGAAAAAAAUAAUCAAGAUAAAAAGAAAAGAAAAAAAACUAAGAAAAAAAAUGCUCAACGAAGAAAAAAGAAAACUACUGAAUAA
Molecule: messenger RNA, 2304 nt
Organism: Adineta steineri
Lineage: Eukaryota; Metazoa; Rotifera; Eurotatoria; Adinetida; Adinetidae
Source: the annotation of a GenBank genome assembly